CGCGGUGCUCGAUCUUCAAGACGCUGGAUAUGAAUAGGCUGUUACACAGUUAAGGAAUCUAAAUAUAGAUCACGACGCAUCAAAACACAGGACAACAUGACAGGACACACAAGAAAUGCUUGUGGUAAUUUGUAAUUAAUCAAGAAUGAAUCUUCCAACAAUAAUGUAACAAUGCAAGUCAAAACAGGCGUCAAAUGCAUACAGCUGCUUGUUGUUUUUAUAUUUCUUUACUCGACUGUAAGCUUACAUUUUUCUCUGACAUCUUUACUGAGUGGUACAACGUUAUUAGGGUUUUUCUUUCUGAGAGUUUUUGAAAGAAUUGAUAGAAAUUCAAUUAAUAACCACACAGAAGUCACGAAUCCUUUUAAAGGGAAACCUAGAAUAAAACAGCUCCCUGUUGAUAACGCAGACGAAAUCGACAGACAAAUAUCAGAAUAUGUGACGUACGACGCAACUGAUAACAUCACAUUAAAGAAUUUUAAUGUGAUCAAAGAGAACACACCUUGUAUUUUUGCCAAGCGAUCUAAAAUUUGGGGUUCAAAAGACUGGGAAGAACAUUUAGGGCUAGAAGAAAACAUAUUCAGAUCGAUGCCAACUUUCUAUAAGUUUAUUCUGUCUUGUGAAAUACUUGGUUUAGAUGGGUUUGUAUUUGAACUACCUGGUGAAGAGUAUUGUGACGAUAUACAGAUCUUCGCGAAAAAUGUUAAACGUGUAUUAAAAGUUAUCUCCAAUAAUGAUCCGGGGCAUGGAAAAUCAUUACAAAAGUCAUAUAUAGGCAAGCGAGGCUGGGUGUUCGAGUAUAACAAAAUGACUAUGUUCAUAACAACAUUUGCUCCAUUUUAUCCAAGAACUAAUUCCCGGUACAGUUUUGGCACUGCCAAUGGUUUCAUUCUGUUUCAACCGGAACUAUCCUUUGCUCAGCAUGAUUUGCCACCCGAUACCCCGUAUACCGAUUGGAAUGAACCCAAGACCGUCCGGGAUAGAAUUCGAAUAGCCUUUAAAGAAGCCGACCAGGAAUAUAACAUACCAGAAACAAUAUAUUAUCCCAUGGCACAUGAUAUUGUUAAGCCUAUGAAACACGGGGACUCUCUGAUUGAAUGGUGGAAUACAUAACUUGAACUCGUCACCUGAACAAAAUCCAGUAAUGGACAUUGCUGCCACAUUUUUGGUAAUUUAUUAAAAUUUUAAUAAUAAGAUAUAUUUUCCGUACUAUUUUACAUAUUUAAUAAAUAUUACAUUUUUUUCCACUUCUUUAUUAACUUAUUAACUACA
Molecule: messenger RNA, 1272 nt
Organism: Patella vulgata (common limpet)
Lineage: Eukaryota; Metazoa; Mollusca; Gastropoda; Patellidae
Exons: 6
Coding region: 172-1113 (313 amino acids)
Source: RefSeq, a predicted model, not a curated record